AUGGCGAGCCCGUCGCCUAGCCGGCUGAGAAGUACCGGCCCAGGCUUGGCCACUGGGGCCGCUUCCCUGGCCCGCUCUGGAGGCUUCGUGGGAGGCCGCUGGCUCCAGGCGGCAGCCACUUUCCCCGUGCGGGACCCGGCCACCGGCGCGGAACUCCUCCAGGUAGCGGACUGCGGCGUGGCGGAGGCGGAGGCCGCGGUGAAGGCCGCCUACGAAGCCGGCGCAACUUGGAGCGCAGCUUCUGCAAAGGAUAGAGCGGUUUUGCUUCAUAAAUGGUAUGAUUUGAUGAUAGAGAAUAAAGAUGAGCUUGCAAGGAUCAUUACAGCAGAAAAUGGAAAACCACUGAAGGAAGCCGAAGGGGAAAUCUUGUAUUCAGCUUCUUUCUUGGAAUGGUUUGCUGAAGAAGCCCGGCGUAUUUAUGGUGAUAUUAUUCCAUCUUCAGCAAAAAACAGGAGAGUCCUUGUUUUGAAGCAGCCUGUAGGAGUUGCAGCCAUCAUUACACCUUGGAAUUUUCCAAGCGCUAUGAUUACCCGGAAAGUAGGUGCUGCUUUGGCAGCUGGCUGUACAGUAGUAGUGAAGCCAGCUGAAGACACACCUUUAUCUGCCUUAGCACUAGCCGAGCUUGCAAAUCAGGCUGGAAUCCCUGCCGGAGUAUAUAAUGUUGUUCCAUGUUCCAGACAACAGGCAGCAGCUGUUGGAGAGGUCCUUUGUACUCAUCCCUUGGUAGCCAAAAUCUCAUUUACUGGCUCAACAGCUACAGGAAAGGUAUUGCUAUGCCAUGCUGCUGGCACGGUAAAGCGGGUUUCCAUGGAGCUCGGAGGCCAUGCUCCUUUCAUAGUCUUCGACAGUGCUGACGUAGACAAAGCAGUUGCUGGAGCUUUAAUUUCUAAAUACAGAAAUUCAGGGCAGACCUGUGUAUGUGCAAACCGCUUCUUGGUGCAGAAAGGGAUCCAUGAUGAAUUUGUCAAGAAGUUUGCCCAAGCCAUUGAGAGGGAACUAUGUAUUGGCCAUGGAUUUGAUGAAGGGACUACCCAAGGGCCAUUAAUUAAUGAAAGAGCAGUAGAAAAAGUUGAAAGUCACAUUGAUGACGCAGUGUCCCAAGGAGCAUCCAUAAUUACUGGAGGAAAAAGGCACAGUUAUGGGAAAAAUUUCUUUGAGCCAACUCUGCUUUGCAAUGUGUCAACAAAUAUGUUAUGUACACAAGAGGAGACUUUUGGGCCUUUGGCUCCAGUUAUCAAAUUUGAUACAGAGGAGGAAGCACUCGCCAUUGCAAAUUCAGCCAAUGUGGGUUUAGCAGGCUAUUUCUAUUCUCAAGACCCGGGCCAGAUUUGGAGAGUCGCUGAGAAGCUGGAAGUUGGAAUGGUCGGCGUUAAUGAAGGGAUUAUAUCUUCCGUGGAGUGUCCAUUUGGUGGGGUCAAACAAUCAGGGCUAGGAAGAGAAGGUUCUAAAUACGGUAUUGAUGAGUAUUUAGAAAUAAAAUAUGUUUGUUUGGGAGGUUUACAAUAGCCGUUGUUAGCACAGUAGACAAACUAGGACUAUAGUUUUGGCCUUUCAUUGGCUUUCCUUAGCAAGCUAACUUGGAUUUUUUUUUUCUAUUUUCCUAAAAUAACUGUGAUCAGGUUUACGUGUAGCGAUGUCUGUACUUGAAAUUAUGUCAAUACAUAUAAAACAGUUCUUCAUAAUUACAUUGUGAUCGCAAAUGUUAGUAUUAUCUAUCUUGGUCCUAAUGUGGAAACAAAUCCUAUGUGCUGUUGACCUUUGGAAGAAUUUGGAAGACUUUAUUAAUAUUUUUGGAACAAAUAGGGCAGCAUCGCUACUAAUUUUUUCUCACAUGUGGAGGGUUAUAAAAAUGACGGAAUCUUAAAUAUUUGUGCCAAAUUUUGAAUUUUACUCUUUUUCUAAUACUUUGUUUUUUAAUUAAUUGGGUAAAAAUCCAGUUUUUAUACCAAUAGUUGUUCUUCAGCUAUCAUCUGAAAUAUAGGUUUCCUGGUGGAUAUAUAUUCAUUUCUAAUAUCCUAUUCAUCAAUGGGACUAGGCUUAUUUAAGAAGAGAUUUGCAAUUUGUAGCCUGUGGUUAAGCACAGAUUGAUGGGCAGUAAUCAUUCCUGCCAAACUAUAAUGUACACAGUCUUCAGAGACUCUUGAUUUGGCAGAAAAAUGGAAUCCUUAUAGAUUUUAUGAGACAGUGUAAGAAAGCCAAAUUAUAACAAUAAAUAUUAAUAUACAUAAUAGAUUCAUUCAGACCUGCUUGGGACCAGUAGCUACAUAAAUAGUUAGAUUUCAUUGAUACAUGUUCAUAAGCUCAUUUUUUAAAAAAAUAAAAAUUGAUCCAUGGGGCUGCUAUACAAAACUUCUCAGUGCUUUUAUGGAUGAAUCGUUUGGUUCCUGCAGAAUUAACUUGAAUGGUUUAUUAUUCUCUUUUGUAAUAAAUACGGAUUAUUUUUUAAAUGAGAUGGGAAAAUUUGGAUGGCCCUGACAUAGUGCUGCAUUAAACUGAAUGUGCACUUUAUAUGUCCAAAUUGCAUUGAAAUGUUGUAUUACUUUUUUGUUCCUUGUUUUUGGGGGAGGCAGUUAAGGUCUCCUUGGGCCUUAAACCCCUCUGCUAGAUAACAUCUGCUUCUGAGAGUCAACCCUUGGCUUCAGAAGCGCUCUGCAUAGUCUCCUGAACAGCAUGAAGUUCAAUUAUACAGAGUACUUGUUUUAAAUCAGCUUUCAUUACUGUGCGUUAUUUUUUUCUUAACAACUAGAACUAGAAAAAUUCAGAUUCUGGCAGUUCUCAAAAGUACCAUUUGUAACAUUCUCACUCUUUCCUUAAAAAAGAGUAGAAGCCAAAUAUGCUUGAUACAUAAUGUUAGCAAAUGGAAUAUUUCAUAAAUAAAAUAUUGUGCCAUUUAAGGGUAUGGAAGACAUUUCAAACUGUUUGAUUAUAGCACAAAUGAAUACUGUAAUGAUCUAUUAUAUAUUUUAAUUUCAAGGAAAAUACUAUACAAUAUAUGUUUACAUUCAUAUAAGGGAACAUCUGAAUUAAGUUUUUUUUUAAUUACAUGAUCAACUUUUUUUUUUACAUUGUUUACCAGAUAUGAAAGUUAACAAUGAAUUGCUAAUGUAAUAAAAAUUGGACAUU
This is a messenger RNA of Protobothrops mucrosquamatus (brown spotted pit viper), 3123 nucleotides long. RefSeq names its product aldehyde dehydrogenase 5 family member A1 (gene ALDH5A1). Gene Ontology annotation, biological process: GABA catabolic process. NCBI's taxonomy places the organism in Eukaryota, Metazoa, Chordata, Lepidosauria, Squamata, Viperidae. The coding region runs from base 1 to 1506 and encodes 501 amino acids. The record is from RefSeq and is a predicted model, not a curated record. Gene Ontology annotation, molecular function: succinate-semialdehyde dehydrogenase (NAD+) activity. The transcript has 10 exons.